Messenger RNA from Trichomonas vaginalis G3, 1128 nucleotides. Its product is annotated as phosphoprotein phosphatase protein. NCBI's taxonomy places the organism in Eukaryota, Parabasalia, Trichomonadida, Trichomonadidae. The record is from RefSeq and is a predicted model, not a curated record. The transcript has a single exon. Gene Ontology annotation, molecular function: protein serine/threonine phosphatase activity. Gene Ontology annotation, cellular component: cytoplasm; nucleus. Bases 1 to 1128 code for a protein of 375 amino acids.
AUGACUUCCCUACGCGUGUUGAAAUCCUUCAUGCAGUUAAUCGAAAACUACACAGAAGACAAUACAGAAGUAAUAGGCUAUAAGGUCCCUGUUCCUCUCAUCUCUCCUGAGAUGGCUGAAGCACUAAUUAAAGAAACGAUGACUGUUCUCCAAAAUAAGCCAACUCUCGUCAGAAUUGAUGCACCAUGCUAUGUAGUUGGCGACAUACAUGGUAACCUAUACGAUUUGAUAAGAAUUCUUUCUAUGGCUAAAAUGCCGCCAAUGUCUAGAUAUGUUUUUCUUGGCGACUAUGUCGAUAGAGGACAGUUUUCUUAUGAGAUUGUCUUAUUACUCUUCGCUUUACAAUGCCAAUAUCCUAACGAUGUUGUACUUCUUCGCGGAAAUCACGAAUUUGCUGACGUUAAUAGCGUUUAUGGAUUUUUCGAUGAAAUGUCUCAACUUGAAAAUGGACAAUAUCUUUAUGAUCUUAUGAAUAAGGCCUUCGAAUGGCUUCCUAUUGCAGCAAUUAUUCAGAACAAAAUUUUCUGUGUUCAUGGUGGAAUUUCACCAGAUCUCAAUGAUAUAUCUCAAGUCGAAAAAAUCGAACGCCCAAUUAAAAUUUGCGAAGAUGAACUUUUAGCAGAUUUGAUGUGGAGUGAUCCAACAAGUGAUACGAAGACUUACGCUCGUAGUACAAGAGGUCUCGGAAUUUCAUACGGAACUUCAUUAGUUCACGAUUAUUUAAAGAAAAAUAGUUUGACUUCAGUUCUUAGAGGCCACCAAUGCGUUCAGAAUGGAAUCCAAAAGGCUCUUGAUGGCCAAGUAUAUACAGUUUUCUCUUGCUCUAAUUAUGCAGAUGCUUUAGACAAUAGAUGCGGAUUAUUAUUCUUAAAUCAGACCUUAGAAAUGCAAUUCUUCUCAUUACCUCCUCGUCCCCAGCUCGUGAGAGAGAGAACUUCAUUUUAUCCAGUCAAUAAAUCAACUAUUUUCGAAAGCGAAAACACAGUUAUUCCAUUUUCAAUAACUGCUAAGCAAUUCGAAAUAAAGAAGGCAAUGCUUGCUGUUCCACUUCCAAAACUUCGCUCUAAUUCUCAAUGCGCGAUGCCAAAGACAAAUAGAUUCGCUAGAAACCGUAUGAAAUAUAUAUAG